Molecule: messenger RNA, 260 nt
Organism: Alnus glutinosa
Lineage: Eukaryota; Viridiplantae; Streptophyta; Magnoliopsida; Fagales; Betulaceae
Product: proteinase inhibitor PSI-1.2-like
Exons: 2
Coding region: 9-251 (80 amino acids)
Molecular function (GO): serine-type endopeptidase inhibitor activity
Source: RefSeq, a predicted model, not a curated record
GAGGAAAUAUGGCUUGCAACAAAGUUGGUGUAUUACAUGUUUUCCUUUUGUGUGGUGCAAUUCUACUGAGCGUCAAUCCAGAAACUAUGUUCGCAAAAGCAUGCCCACAAUUUUGCUAUUCGGAUGUAGCGUAUAUGACCUGCCCAUCUUCAGGCAGUGAACACCUUGCUCCUGCCUGCAAUUGUUGCUUAGCUGGAGAGGGCUGCACCCUUUAUUCUGCUGAUGGAACUUCAAUCUGUACUGCUACUUGAGAAGGGGGG